UUAGGCUUGAAGAACCAAUCCAAAGCUCUUCAAUCCCCUCUUCUCUCUAGCCGGAACCCUAGAUCGGAGCGAAUCAUGAUCGGAGAUACUCUCAACUCACACAAGCUAACUCUCAAAUUCCUCUGCAGCUACGGCGGUCGCAUCAUCCCCCGCUAUCCCGACGGCAAGCUCCGCUACCACGGCGGCGACACCCGCGUACUCUCCGUCGACCGCUCCAUUUCAUUUUCCGAGCUGAUGGUGAAAAUGAGGGAAUUGUGUGGGCAUACCGUGAAUCUGAGAUGCCAAUUGCCGACGGAGGAUCUGGAUGCGCUAGUGUCGAUCACCUCCGAUGAGGAUCUCGCUAACCUACUUGAAGAAUACGACCGUGUUGCUGCGUCGUCGCCGUUGGCGUCUCCUAAAAUUAGGGCAUUCCUCUCGGUCCCCAAAUCUACGAAAAAAUCAUCAUCCCCUUCCUCCUCCUCGGCCUCCUCGAGCAGUAACGGCUCCACGUCGCCAAAAUCACCGUUCUACUCCUCAUUACCGCCUCGUUAUACGUCCUCCGGCGGCGGAAGGUGCGUCCGGCAUGCUUCGAGGCCUCCUGUGUAUCCUAUUAUCGGUGAGAAAGCCGCCGGAAAACUUCCUCAUAACUAUGUCUAUCAGUAUCACGGUCAUAGCCAUGGAAAUGGUGGCCAGGUGUAUGUCAUCCAAAAUGGCAGCCCCUGGCAAUAGCAGAAAAGCUCUGGUGAAAGUGGAGACCCCAUUAAUCCAUCCAAAAAUGGAAAAGAACCUAAAUUUGAAGUUUAAGAUAAAAGGAGGUUUAUGAUGUGUAAGAUGCGUAUGGGACUGUGUAUAUGAUUAAGAAGGGGAUCCAUUUUUCCAUUGAUCCAUCCAUAUGUGCGUGCUCGAUAUUAAUGAAACGUUUUGAGUCCAUUCUCGUUUUAUCCAGCAAAUGUGAUGGUGAGGUCUUUUUCUUUCUUUGUGGGUAAAUUUUUCCCAUUUUGCGUUUUACCCGAAACCACAUAUAAUAGCCAAAAAAGUAGCGUGUAAAAAUCAGUUUCUUUGUGUUCUGUGUGUUUCGUGGUAGUUCUUUUUAGGCUUUCUUUCUUCCCAAUUGGAAUUUCCAUUUAUGCAUUACGAUUGUUGGUUUUC
This is a messenger RNA of Salvia splendens (bonfire salvia), 1128 nucleotides long. RefSeq lists its product as uncharacterized. The transcript has 2 exons. The record is from RefSeq and is a predicted model, not a curated record. Lineage: Eukaryota; Viridiplantae; Streptophyta; Magnoliopsida; Lamiales; Lamiaceae. Bases 76 to 708 code for a protein of 210 amino acids. Gene Ontology annotation, molecular function: protein binding.